Molecule: messenger RNA, 1152 nt
Organism: Lasiodiplodia theobromae
Lineage: Eukaryota; Fungi; Ascomycota; Dothideomycetes; Botryosphaeriales; Botryosphaeriaceae
Product: Structural maintenance of chromosomes protein
Exons: 3
Coding region: 1-1152 (383 amino acids)
Source: RefSeq, a predicted model, not a curated record
AUGGCGCGCUUACCACCUGGCAAUCCAGACUCACGGGCUUCGGCCACUAUCGCAUCCUCUGGCGGCGGCGAUCCGCCUAAGACGCCAAACCACAACAAGGGUGGCUCCGGCAUGGGCCACUACAACGAACGCUAUCGCGUCGGCAAGACAUACAAGUCUACCGACCGACGCUCCAAAUACGAAGGAACCUGCUUUCGCUGCAAGAAGCCGCGUCAUGGCAAUGGUCGAGCAGCCGAUUGCGAACGCGCUUGCGAGGCGUGCGGGAAAUUCGAGCACUUUGGGACGUAUUGUCCUGAAUUUCAAACAUCGUCCUCCUGGAAAAGACACGCUGGUGGCUACGUAGGCCAGACCAACCGCAACAAAAGCAUCAUCGAGGGUCAGGAAAAGGACCUUUCAAACACGCGAGCAGAGCGCGACGCAGCCCACGAAGAUCUUGACACCGCGCAAGACGAGAUCAAGACCCUAAAAGCCAAGGUUGACGACCGUGAUCGCAAGAUUGACAACCUUGAACGCGAAAACGGCGCUUUGCGAAAUCACGCCGAAGAGAUGGCCAGGCGCCUUUGGUCGUCGCAACAAGAGACAAAUUACGCAGAAGCAGAAAUUGCACGCCUUCGAGCGCAAAUUCGCAAUCAAAACGCCCCGCUGCCGCAGGCAUGGGCCACCGAUUAUCCACCCGGACCGCCGCCACAGGAUUUCCGCAAUCCGCUUGGUCAACAGCAACAGCCUGACCAAUCCCAACCGCACCGCUACAUCAACGCGUGCCUCCUCAACCCGCACCCGGUCAUGACCGUCAACGACAAUGGCGUCCACGGACACCUCCACCCGCGGAUACAAAUACGCAUGUCCCUCCAUGGUCGGAGCCCGACAAUGCUCACCAACAAAGUCAACGGGUCCUUCCCUUUCGCCAGAGGCAGGUUUCCCCACCGCGCCAUUCGCAAGGCAACGCCUCACCUUCACACGCUUCGUUCCAUCCGCCGAGCGGAGAACAUCAAGACAUGGCUCCACCGCAACUUGCCGGCUCAGGCUCGGGCCAGCCACGUGAAGAUGAUGAUGGCCAGGAACGCUACAGACCCAAGCGUGGUUAAGAAACUCCUUGGAGUAGCUUCAGCAUCUGAGUAUUUCUCGUGCUGGAGGACCAACUCCAGCCGCUAA